AUGGCCGAAGUACCACCAGGGCAGACCAACAGCCAAUACAAAGGCACCGCGCACAUGUUCAACCAGAACUUCCCCACAGCUUCUGCUAGUUCUUCCAAGCAACCAGCAGACGAUGACUCCAAGGCACCAUUGCCUAAGGGAGUAGUUUUGGACAAGGAUGGAAAGCCGUACGUAGCGGACCACAUUAUACCAAUGGUCAAUACUAGCAAUCAGACCAAACUAACAUACCAAACCUCCAGUUGCCGCACAUGUACCUCCGUCGCUUCCUGGCGAGCAUUGACAAAGCAAGCCGACAAGAACUCCAACUCUACCUCCGCACCCAGUACCAACAAUGCAACAAUCUCAACCCCCGCGCUCGCCGCAGCCGCAACUCCCUCACCAAGCGAAACUCCUUCCGAUUGCCCACCAGAUGUCGAAGCCCUCGGCCGCUCGACUUGGACUCUAUUGCACUCAAUGGCAGCCACAUACCCGGAAAAAGCAAGCAUCGACCAUCAAAAUAAUAUGCAAGGAUUCUUGAAGUUCUUCUCAAAGUUAUAUCCGUGCUGGGUGUGUGCGGAUGAUUUCCAGACGUGGAUGGCGCAUCCUAGUGGACGGAACCAGCCCAAGUUGGGGAGUCGGAAGGAGUUUGGAUGGUGGAUGUGCGAGGCGCACAAUGAGGUCAAUCGCAAACUUGGUAAGAAAGAGUUUGAUUGUCGGUUCUGGGAGGAGAGGUGGCGCACUGGGUGGAAAGAUGGUCGCUGCGAUUGA
Messenger RNA from Penicillium brevicompactum, 747 nucleotides. RefSeq names its product flavin-linked sulfhydryl oxidase. Gene Ontology annotation, molecular function: flavin-dependent sulfhydryl oxidase activity; flavin adenine dinucleotide binding. The record is from RefSeq and is a predicted model, not a curated record. The transcript has a single exon. Gene Ontology annotation, cellular component: mitochondrion. Lineage: Eukaryota; Fungi; Ascomycota; Eurotiomycetes; Eurotiales; Aspergillaceae. The coding region runs from base 1 to 747 and encodes 248 amino acids.